AUUAAUUUUCACUAUGAAAAAUUGCAAUUUUAGAAUAUUGUUACUAGCAAGUACAAUUGAUAUUUGAACACGCCCCGGUAAUUAACUGCUCCGUAUUAGUGUUCAGUUUGAUGUGUUAUUUCUAAAAGUAGGAGUACCGCUGGGUAAUAUAUUGAAGAAAUUGGAUCUAAACGUAAUUUAAGGAACAACCGAAAUCUUCUCGGGCAAUGGAGAACUUUUCUCUCUCACGAUUCUCUACUCCGGCAAGAUCUCCGGCAUCGGUUUCACAGGAAGCGACGGUGGCAGUGAAUCUUCUCCGUUGCUUACUCCCCAGCCCGGCGGUUUCAGAAGGACUCACUGGCGCAUUUGUGUUUGAGGCAGCCGCCGGAGACGCCGGAGCCGCCGGUGUCCGUCUCUACCGGUCUACCACGCGAACCUUCCUCGACUUCAAUUUCUUCGUCUCCGCUUGCAUAUCAAACACCACUACAUCAGUUUCUUCCUCAUUGGGGCGAUUCCGUCUUCUACGGUGGCCCGGAAUUCCCGGCCACCACCCGUCGGCGGUCGUCCCAUUCUUGACUACGUCCACCCCUGGAUUCACCUGAUUCGAUCGGAGACGCUCCAACAGAAUCAGGCUUACCCCACCGCAAGAGCUUCCGGUUUCCCCAGUUUAAACAAAAGGGAAACGUGAAAUCUAUAGCGGCGGCCUCGAUCUUUGGGAACCCAUCGCCAUCGGCACCUCCCAAUACCUCUCCUCGUUCUUGUUUUCGACCGUCCUCUAAAGUCUCUCUGUUUCCGGCAAUACCGACGGCGAGGCGGUCGAGUUGUGACGUAGCGUAUGAUUUGGUUAAACAGAUCUCUCUGUUCAUUACUAAAGUUGUGUUGUUUUUGACCCACUAUUUCUUGUGAAUGGAAUUUGUAUACUCUAUUCAUCUUAUACGCCCUCCCGCCAGGAAGUUCCUAUUUUGACCUACGCAUAUAUUUAGGAAAUAAAUUUGACUUUUCUAUAAAGUACAUUGUUUCGACACUGUUUGACAUUGUUUGCA
Cuscuta epithymum is the source of this 1022-nucleotide messenger RNA. The record is from the annotation of a GenBank genome assembly. Lineage: Eukaryota; Viridiplantae; Streptophyta; Magnoliopsida; Solanales; Convolvulaceae.